Dama dama (fallow deer) is the source of this 3650-nucleotide messenger RNA. RefSeq names its product major facilitator superfamily domain containing 14B (gene SLC71A2). The transcript has 13 exons. Gene Ontology annotation, cellular component: membrane. Gene Ontology annotation, biological process: transmembrane transport. The record is from RefSeq and is a predicted model, not a curated record. Lineage: Eukaryota; Metazoa; Chordata; Mammalia; Artiodactyla; Cervidae. Bases 747 to 2126 code for a protein of 459 amino acids. Gene Ontology annotation, molecular function: transmembrane transporter activity.
GGCGCCGCUGAGGCUUCGAGUGCUGGCGCCGAGCUUUUGCGGGGAGCUGAGAUCUGGGGCGAGGCCUCCUUCCCCGCGGCGGCCUGUGGGGAAGCGGGGGUGGGGCGGGGCCUUCUGACUACCCAGGCCGGCCGAGGAAGAGGUGGGCAGGUACCUGAGUUGUUUUCGGUUCGGCGGCUGUGGUUGCGGCCGCUGCAGUCGCGCUCUUGCUGCCUCAGCAUCCCUCACAGCCAGCGGAGGCCGCUGGCCUGCCGCUUGACCUGCGGCCGUUUUGGGCCGCAGAGCCCAUGAGAGCGCGGGCCCCGCAGCCGCAUUUGCAGCUGAGCUGUAAUCCCGGGGCGCCCGGAGCCGACGGAGGCAUGACCGCAGCAUGAACGCGGAACCUCCGGAGGAGAAAGCAGCGUCGGAGGCGGGGGCAGGAGCCAUGCCGGAGAAGCGUGCGGGCUCGCGGGCUGCGGGCGGCAACUCGAGUUCUCCAUACACGUGACAGCCGGUACUGCUUUCAUGGUGCAUUUCUGGCUUGAGCCAACUUAGAAGAUGUGCGGAGAGCAUUGAGAACCUGCCUUGGGCCCUGGAUCCUGGACCCGGAAGGUGGCGUGGAGGCUGGGCAGCUCCUUCCUGUUCCUUCUUGGUUCUCUAGGCUGUCGCUGCAGCGUUUGCUACAAGGCUUUGGCCGACCAAGUGUAUACCAUGCUGCUGUUGUCAUCUUCCUUGAAUUCUUUGCAUGGGGCCUAUUGACAACUUCAAUGUUAACUGUUCUACAUGAAACAUUUCCUCAACACACAUUCCUCAUGAAUGGUCUCAUUCAGGGUGUAAAGGGUCUGCUCUCUUUUUUGAGUGCCCCACUCAUAGGCGCACUGUCUGAUGUGUGGGGAAGGAAGCCCUUUCUUCUUGGCACUGUCUUCUUCACCUGCUUCCCAAUUCCACUGAUGAGAAUCAGUCCAUGGUGGUAUUUUGCAAUGAUUUCCAUAUCUGGAGUCUUCUCAGUCACGUUCUCUGUGAUAUUUGCCUAUGUAGCUGAUGUCACUCAGGAACAUGAGCGAAGUACUGCUUAUGGAUGGGUCUCAGCCACUUUUGCAGCCAGUCUGGUCAGCAGCCCAGCCAUUGGAGCGUACCUUUCUGCCAGUUAUGGAGACAGCCUUGUUGUGCUAGUAGCCACAGUGGUAGCUCUUCUAGACAUCUGCUUCAUCUUAUUGGCUGUUCCGGAAUCUUUGCCAGAGAAAAUGAGACCUCUCUCCUGGGGAGCCCGGAUUUCUUGGAAACAAGCAGACCCUUUUGCGUCACUGAAGAAAGUUGGAAAAGAUUCUACCAUUUUAUUAAUCUGCAUCACUGUUUUUCUUUCAUACCUUCCUGAAGCUGGACAGUAUUCAAGUUUUUUUCUCUAUCUCAGGCAGGUCAUAGGAUUUGGAUCUGUUAAAAUUGCAGCUUUCAUAGCUAUGGUAGGAAUUCUGUCUAUUGUGGCUCAGACGGUCUUUCUUACUAGCUUGAUGAGAGCAUUAGGGAAUAAGAACACUGUUCUCCUUGGUUUGGGCUUCCAGAUGUUCCAGCUAGCCUGGUAUGGUUUUGGAUCUCAAGCAUGCACUGUCACUGGGGCUGGCCUGCCCCCUGACCACAGCCUGACCUGUCAUUGCAGGAUGAUGUGGGCAGCAGGGAUUGUGGCCGCCGUGUCCAGCAUUACGUUUCCAGCAGUCAGCACCCUCGUCUCUCAGAAUGCAGAGUCAAAUCAGCAAGGAGUUGCCCAGGGUAUCAUAACUGGAAUAAGAGGACUCUGUAAUGGACUGGGACCAGCCUUGUAUGGCUUCAUAUUCUACAUGUUCCAUGUGGAACUGACUGAGUUGGAACCAGAAUUGAUUUCUAACAAUGCUGCCCUACAGGGAGCUGUCAUCCCAGGCCCGCCAUUUUUGUUUGGGGCGUGUAUAGUGUUUAUGUCUUUCCUGGUUGCGGUAUUCAUCCCUGAGUACAGUAAAGGCAGUGGAAUUCAAAAACACAGCAGCAGUAUCAGUGGCAGCCUGGCCAACACUCCAGAACGGGGCAGUGAUGAGGACAUUGAGCCACUGCUUCAGGACAGCAGCAUCUGGGAGCUUUCUUCCCUUGAAGAGCCUGGGCAUCAGUGCACUGAGCUGUAAAUUCUGCAGAAAGGAUUCUGUGGACGCCACCUCUGAGCGUCAUGGGGGAGCCACACCACAUGGAGACUUCAUGGUGCUGGAGGGGAGAUACUAGUGGCAUCCCUCAGGGCUGAGUUUGAGAAGUAACCACCUCCAUCCCUCCGUCUUCCUCCCCUUCCUCCUCCUGUUCCUUUUCCACCAUUCUUUUCCUUUUCCUUUCAUUAUACGUUAGAACUAAUUAAGAUUUGAAAUGUUAUACUUUCCUGCAAAUAAUAUGCAACUCUCAAAGUUCUCUGGGAUCCACAUUCAGAGACUCAAAUAGAAGAAGUCAUCUGUGGUGGAAAUGAUGGCUUUCCUUAAUUAAUGUCAGUGUAGGAGUGAUCAUGUCCUUUUCAAAAGGUGCAGGAUUGUAAUACAGCUGCUGUCUCUGACAGAAUUUUAGAUAAAAAAUCCCAUAUUUUCUCCUCUUCCAUUCCUCUGAACUGUGUGCAUUUAUCCCAUAGCUGUUUUUAAGUGGCUGCUUCAGGAGUCCCUCAGUCAGGGAUCUGUUGCCUUUGUUCUAAGAUCAGCAAAAAUCUAGUCUUACUCUCCUUUCCUUCUCUGCUUCCUAUUCUUGGCUAGAAUGAAAUUCAGCAUAUAUACCUCUGGAUAGUAACAAUACUGAUUAGUAUUAUUUAAUACCUUUACCAGAGGAAGGAAAAAUUUUUAAUAAAUCUAAAUCAUGAAGAACUAGCAGUUCAGAUUCCUGGACCUAAUGUCUUGGUUAGAUCCAUGGUGAUUUUACAGAAGAAAAACAUACAUCAAGCGUUCUGAUGGCAACAUAGAACUUGGAGGGUGCUUGUAAGAACCUUUUCAACAAUGUAAACAUUCCUAAGUGAAGAUGAGAGUUAGCAACUGGAUACCAGUGGAGUUUAUAUCCAAGUUUAGACUCACGUCAUGUUUUAUUACUAUUUACUCCCACCCACAUAUCCUGUGUCCUGCUUUUCGGUGUUUCUCAUUCAUCACAUCCCCACCUUAACUGUUUUAUGUGGGCAUUUGUGUUCAGCCUUUGUUUUCAUCUGUUAUCAUCUGCCUUUUGAAUCUCAUAGGAAUAUGCACAGCAAAUCCCUUUCUAAAAUAUGGGUUUAAGAAGCUCAGUUUCACAAGUGUCUUGCUAAUUUUUCAAGAUGUUUUAUGGACAAAGAAAACUUGAGAUUUAUGUGUGUUUUGCUGCACGAGUAAGUGGAGCAUUAACUAGGGCCCAACUUUAACGUAGCACUCCUUUGAAAGUUUUAUAGGUAUGAAAUAUAUGUAGCUAUAUCAUAAAGAGUUUUAAUUUUUUUGAUGGGGUGCUGUGUAAAUCUUGUAUUUAUAAAUAUAAUGAAAGUAUUGACAGAAAAAAUAUAUAUACAACUUUUAUAAAGGAUUGUGUACUGACUGAAUACAUUUAAAAGAAAAUAUAUUUUGAAACCUGUUCUGCUAUGAACAAAGAUAACAUAUCUUUUUUUACUAUGCUUUUGGUUUUUAAGUUAAGCUUCUUAAUGCAUAAUAAAUUUGCAAUGGAUA